This is a messenger RNA of Cydia amplana, 2685 nucleotides long. RefSeq lists its product as uncharacterized. Bases 178 to 2685 code for a protein of 835 amino acids. The transcript is spliced from 4 exons. The record is from RefSeq and is a predicted model, not a curated record. NCBI's taxonomy places the organism in Eukaryota, Metazoa, Arthropoda, Insecta, Lepidoptera, Tortricidae.
UUCAAAAUGUCGAAAAAUGUGUUUUGUUUGUUGUUUUGGUAUGAGAAAUAAUUUAUCUUUAUUUAUCAAAAUGUGAAUUGUUCUAAUGUAUGAAGAUAUUGUUGCAUAAAGAAGUAUAUCUCAUUGGAGAUAUCGUGCUUUAUACUUGGAUCAGCGGUUUCGAAGAAUUUUACCAACAUGUCCGCUAACGUUGAUGACGCCGAUGACGCCGACGACGAGUACUUGGAUGACCCGAUCUCGUUGUUGAAUAUUGAGGACAUCAAAACAGAAAUUUCUGAUGAAGAUCAAAUCAUCGACGUCAGUUCCGACUCCGACGAAGAGGAGACUUCAGCUUACGGGAAGACGAAGAGCUUUGUACUGCCGGUAAGAUUCUUCGACAUAUCUAGAAACGUUAAACUGCUCAACAAAUGUAAGCCAUUGAGCGUCAGAAUAGUUGACUGCAAACAACAUCCUACGUACUACACCAAGGAUCAAGAGAAAAGUAAAGAUAAGUCUGAUGAAAAUUGUGUAGAAGUACAAAAUACAUGCGAUAGUAAUAUCGAAACUAACCUGAAUUAUGCUAAUGCGGAAGGCAUUGUUAAUAUAAGCCAUACGAGAGAAAACGCCGGUGAAAUGUCGAUGAACUUGAAGGAAGGAGAGAAGAAACGUCAAAGUGAUUCUUUCUAUGAGAAACUAAAGAAGCGCAAAGAAGAGAGGAAACGUGUUGCUCUCAACUGUAAAGAUUUGGGUCAAGUUGAUUUUAAAAGAAACACAGGACUCGUGGGAUUGAAAAUAACUGAUACUAUUUUCAAACAAAUUGUAGAUACAGAAAAAGCCUUGAUUAAUGCUAAAUGUAGCUCUGUUGAAAGCAAACCUCAGGAUAAAAAUCAAAAUGAUGCAGAAAAACCGUCAAUUACCUCGAAAACUAUCACUUCUGAUGAUAAAUGUAAUGAACCCCAAAAUAGCGUUGUAGAAAAAGCAUUGGCUAAGUGUAUGAGUAUUGAAAAGAAAUGCGCCGAAAAUAAUGAAAAAUAUCACAGUAAUUCAAGAAAGAGUUCACUGUAUACAAAACAGACAAUUAGUUCUGACGAGAACUCUAGAGGAAAUAUUGCAAGUACUAUGGAAAAUUGGCCUAUAAAGAAAAGUACCCAUGUGGAAAAUAAAUCUAAUGAUAAGAAUGAAAGUGAUAAAAAUAAAACUAAGAAAAAAAGUGACAUUACUGGACAUAAAGAAAUUAAAACGAACACAAAAUCUGUUAUUAAAUGUAAAGAAAAAAUGUCUGAGAAUUCUUCGAAAGCUUUAAUUAGAAACCAGUGUAACCCUAAAGAAAAGUUUAAGGAGGAGGUACUUGAAUGUAGUAAGUAUAUGAAAAAAGUUGGUGCCACUUUGGAUAACCUGGGGACCUCUAUCAUACCGCUUAUAAAUAAUUAUACACCUAAAAGUUCACACAACAACUCUGAAAUUAAGAAUAUUAAGGCAGGAGCAAGCCAAAACACGUACAAGGACGUUAAAGACAGUAGCCAAAACAAAAUUAGUUUAAAAACAUUAAGUGAUAAUGUUAUUGAAAAUGCACUUAAACUUAAGAAAUCUAAACCUAAAAAUAAAAAUGCAGCUAAUAUAGUGCUCCAAAAAAAGAAACCGCACGCUAAAGUUAUUGCAAUGGAUACUAAGGUUCUUUUAAAACAUAGCAAUAUUGAGGGUUCCGUGAUUUCCGAUAAAGGCAAAGAGCCAUCUAAAAGUACGAUUAGUAAACAACAAGACUCUAACCCAACGAAACAAAUCGAUAAAGUUGUCGUUAAAGAUGCAAGCAGAGACCAGGCUGGUCCUAACUCUCCCGUCAUACCAUGUACUACCAUUACCAUUAGAGCUGCUACGCCUAAAUUAACUCCAAAAGAAACUUCAGCUGAGGAUACUAUUGGAAAACAAGAUAGUGCAACAUUCUCCAUUACUCCAUACACCGACACCGAAACUCCGUCGCUGCGAAAUAUGGCCGAACUUAGAAUUCCUAGACCUCCAAGCGCUCAGCUCAACAAAGAGUCUUUCAUUGGUAACACGGCUGAUGGUGAUCCGAUCAAAAAAAUUAACAUACCCGUGGUAACGCCAAUCGUCGAUGAUAAACAAAAGAUGCUAGCGGAACUAAACAAUGCAAUGAUGUCACCAGAAGUAAAGAAAAACCAGAAUGACGACCCACCUAAAGAUCUUAAGCGUAAAGCUGAUGUACCAAUAGACCCAGUAAAACCCAAACAUUCAAAGCCUGGCCCUUUGUCUAAGAAAACCAACAUAACCACGGAUUCCAGUAAUGUGAAAAUUACUGAUAAAUUGUCUUCUAGCACCGGGUAUUCGCCACCGAUCUUGCCUAUAUUUUCAUACCAGGAAUCUUUCAAAAUAUUUCCUCCCAACGACGAUAAGAACUCUGGAAUGUCUGUUCCCACCGACACACAGAAUCGUACUCCGUUGAAAAGAACGACAUCUACAGCCAGUAUUAGGAAAUAUGAUAAGAACCACAAAAGAAUACUUCAUCAUGAAAAUGGGAACCAAGAUAAGGCCAAGAAAAUAUCUUAUGAAGAUUACAGAAAAAGAGUUAUAAAAGAUAAUGUUGACAAAAUGGAUGUUAAUAAAGUGAGAAAAUAUAACGAGUCUAAGAAUGCUGCAGAUGAUUACAACCUAGAUCAGGGCUAUGACUCGGAUUCAACCGUCAAAUUGUAG